This is a messenger RNA of Colletotrichum navitas, 754 nucleotides long. RefSeq lists its product as uncharacterized. The transcript has 2 exons. The record is from RefSeq and is a predicted model, not a curated record. Bases 153 to 542 code for a protein of 129 amino acids. Lineage: Eukaryota; Fungi; Ascomycota; Sordariomycetes; Glomerellales; Glomerellaceae.
UUGACUUGCCGGUCUUUGCAGCUGAUCGCACGGCCUCCAUCGAUGUAUUCGGUUUGCCAACAAAGCCCCUCUCGAUGCGAUAGCGCCUCUAGAAACUCCCAAAAAAAAGUACUAGAUAUCUCGAUAUCCUUGGAACUACCAGGCAGGCAGUGAUGGCAACAGCGGAAUUGCCACCAGCAGCGGCACUGCUCCUUCUAGUGAGUCUACGUUGCGCCUUUGCCCGCAGUAACGAUCAAUCAAACACCGGGAAGAAGAGAGCCUGCCAUUUGGACUGUCUCUUGGCCUUCUCGUUCUUCGCUGCCAUCGGGUCGUUUCUGCAAGUCCAGAGCCAGGAUGUCGGUUCGCAGAUUUUGCAUCGACACGGACCACGACCUCGGCUGUCACGUAUACGGCAACCGGUAACGACUGUGGAAAAAGGCCAUAGGCGAGUAGGCCGCUCGAUGGAUGGUUACGGAAGAUCGGCUUGGGUAGUGCUUACUGCGCGUGGGUGGUGGCAAGGGCAUGGCACUCUGGGAGGACCGAGGUCUGCUGCAAUUCAGUAACUGGCUCGACGAACAAACAGGGUCGACAAAGUAGAUGGCUCAGCCACCCCAACUACGCCCCCAUACAGGCUCCCGAUAGAAUAGGAUCUUCCAGAGGGGAAUGGAUACAGGGCCGUGCUGCUACAUGUUGAUAACAAACAGAGUAUGCUUGAACAAUGUGGUGCAAAACCACGAAAAUACGAGAGUCGGACAAAUGUGAGUAUAUCUAGUAA